AUGCCAUCUUUGUAUAAUGGAUUGAGAACUAAAUGUAAAGUCCAAGCAUCUGUGGUAACCAGUACUGAGAGCAUAAGAGAUGAAAAAGAUAUAGUUAAGGGAGGCUCCACCCAAAAGUCUAAACAUGUCGCAUGGCAAAGUGUGGCAAGAGAGAGCUGGGAGGGUGAACUUGCAGUGGAUGGAUACAUUCCAAAAUGGCUGAAUGGUACCUACCUGAGAAAUGGACCAGGAAAGUUUCACGUAGGUGACUACAAUUUCAGGCACCUUUUCGACGGAUAUUCUACUCUGGUUCGUCUUCACUUUGAGAAUGGGAGAUUAAUUGCAGGACAUGCACAGUUAGAAUCUGAGGCUUACAAGGCUGCUAAAAAUAACAACAAAAUCUGUUAUCGUGAAUUCUCUGAAGUUCCAAAGGCAGAAAACUUCUUUGAAUAUGUUGGGGACCUUGCAGGACUCUUCUCUGGUGCUUCAUUAACAGACAAUGCCAACACAGGAGUCAUAAGAUUAGGUGAUGGGAGAGUUGUUUGCUUGACUGAAACAAUGAAAGGAUCUAUUCAAAUCAAUCCUACAACUUUGGAAACCAUGGGCAAGUUUGAAUACACAGACAAACUGGGAGGGUUGAUCCGUUCAGCACAUCCUAUGGUGUUCGAUACAGAAUUCAUUACAUUACUCCCAGAUCUCAUCAAGCCUGGUUAUGAUGUGGUCCGGAUGCUACCUGGAACGAAGGAGAGAACUUUGAUUGGAAGAGCUGCAUUGCCAGCGGAGGAGCACGGCAAAGGGAUGGAUAUGUGCAGUGUAAAUCCAAAAUACAUAGGGAAGCCAUAUCGCUAUGCAUAUGCCUGUGGAGCAGAACGCCCUUUCAAUUUUCCCAAUACCCUUACCAAGAUUGAUUUGAAGGAGAAAAUAGCCAAGAAUUGGUAUGAUGAAGGGGGAGUUCCAUCUGAACCCUUCUUUGUAGGUCAACCAGGAGCUGAAAAAGAAGAUGAUGGAGUGGUGAUAUCAUUAAUAAGUGAUGGAAAUGGUGAUGGAUAUGCCCUAGUUUUGGAUGGAUCAACAUUUACUGAAAUUGGUCGAGCUAAGGUACCGUAUGGAUUACCCUAUGGAUUACAUGGUUGUUGGGUCCCUACUCCUUAG
Messenger RNA from Cryptomeria japonica (Japanese cedar), 1131 nucleotides. Its product is annotated as carotenoid cleavage dioxygenase 8 homolog B, chloroplastic-like. The record is from RefSeq and is a predicted model, not a curated record. Gene Ontology annotation, molecular function: carotenoid dioxygenase activity. Gene Ontology annotation, cellular component: chloroplast. NCBI's taxonomy places the organism in Eukaryota, Viridiplantae, Streptophyta, Pinopsida, Cupressales, Cupressaceae. The transcript is spliced from 8 exons. Gene Ontology annotation, biological process: carotene catabolic process. Bases 1 to 1131 code for a protein of 376 amino acids.